Messenger RNA from Myxocyprinus asiaticus (Chinese sucker), 2583 nucleotides. It is a transcript of the gene f10, whose product is annotated as coagulation factor X. NCBI's taxonomy places the organism in Eukaryota, Metazoa, Chordata, Actinopteri, Cypriniformes, Catostomidae. The record is from RefSeq and is a predicted model, not a curated record. The coding region runs from base 99 to 1694 and encodes 531 amino acids. Gene Ontology annotation, molecular function: serine-type endopeptidase activity; calcium ion binding. Gene Ontology annotation, cellular component: extracellular region. The transcript has 8 exons. Gene Ontology annotation, biological process: blood coagulation; proteolysis.
UCACUCAUUUCUCUCUGUCUAUCGUUCAGUCAGUUCAUUGACCUGCUCUCUGUUUUCUGAACGAUUCUCUCAUGUAGAAGAGCGCUGAAGAUCUCAUCAUGUCUUGUCUCUUCUGGAACAUUCUGUGUGUGUUUCUAAUUCACUGUGUGUCGUCAGAGGUCUUCCUCCAUACUCAAGAUGCCAAUCAGGUGUUAAGUCGACAUCGGCGUGCCAACACCAUGUUUGAGGAGAUGAAGCAGGGAAACAUGGAGCGAGAGUGUGUCGAGGAGCGCUGUAGUUAUGAGGAGGCCAGAGAGAUCUAUGAGGACGACCAAAAAACGAAGGAAUUUUGGAAUAAAUAUGUCGAUGGUGAUGCGUGUUUGUCUACCCCGUGUCUCAAUGAUGGUGUGUGUAAAGAUGGGAUUGGCCCGUACACCUGCUUCUGUACUGCAGGGUAUAAAGGAUACAACUGUGAGAUUGUGAUUCCGAAACUCUGUGAGAGUGAAAACGGUGGCUGUGCCCAUUUCUGUAAGGUGGACAAAGGGAAAGUCGUCUGCUCUUGUGCUAAUGGAUACACGCUGAGCUCCAAUGGGAAGUCCUGUCAAUCUGAUGAUCCAUUCAAAUGUGGCGUUGUGUAUCCUGAGAAGACCAGAACAAUCUUCAUAUACACACCAAGCAUCACCGACACUGAAAACACUGACGAAUCGAACUCCGAGACUCCAGUCAACAGUGACAUCGAGACAGUGGACAUGUCAAACUCGAGCAGUCACUCCAGUCUUGACGAGCCAGACAUCAAGAUAGUGAACGGGUCAAAAAACACGCCUGUUAAUGACACCACCAGCCUCUUCGGUUAUCAGGAGCCAGAGGCUGAGAAUCUAGUGAAUGAAUUGCUUCAUGAAGAAGAAAUAUUUGUUGAAAAGAAAAUUGUGAAUGGAGUGGACUGUCCUCCUGGAGAAUGCCCAUGGCAGGCUCUUCUCAUUAAUGAGGAUGAUGUGGGUUUCUGUGGCGGCACCAUUUUAAAUGAGUACUUCAUCCUCUCCGCCGCUCACUGUAUGAAUCAGAAUAUCUCCAUCAGAGUGAUUGUGGGUGAGUUUGACAGGCUGCACAAAGAGGGUCGUGAGUCAACACACAAUGUAGACCAGAUACUCAUCCACAUGAACUUCAUCCCUGAAACCUACCAUAACGACAUCGCCCUCAUUAAACUCAGCAAGCCAAUCACAUUCACCAAAUACAUAAUUCCCGCCUGCAUACCAGAGCGUGAUUUUGCAGAGCGCGUGCUGAUGCAACAAGACACCGGGAGAGUGAGCGGUUUCGGCCGUUUGCAUGAAGGCGGUCUUCAGUCCACCAAACUCCAGAGAUUAGCAGUGCCGUACGUCGAUCGUGCGAAAUGCUUAGAGUCCAGCAGUUUUAAAAUCUCCAGUCGCAUGUUCUGCGCCGGUUACGACCAGGAAACCAAAGAUGCAUGUCAGGGUGACAGCGGCGGGCCACACGUGACGCGCUACAAAGACACGUGGUUUGUCACAGGUGUGGUGAGCUGGGGCGAGGGAUGUGCACGGAAGGGCAAGUAUGGAAUCUACACGCAGGUGUCCAAGUACAUCAAAUGGAUCUAUAAUGCAAUGGAAAAAGUAAUGCCACAAACAGAAAGUCUGAUAAUGCCGAAAGUCAAGAGAGAGCUGCUGAAGAAGACGCAGAAGAGUUUGAUACGAAGAGUUUGAUACGGAUACGUUAAAGUCAACAUGAAAUCAAAAUCAACACUAUUUACUUUCUGAAUACAAAUGAUUGAGUGAAUCAUCAGUACAUUCAAAAGAAACGACUUAAUCAAGCCCUCUUAUGUUUCAACGUCCUGUCAUAUAGAGACACUUUUCACCACCCAAUACAUUUCCAGUGGAUAAAAUCAAGUCCCGCCCUACAUUUGUUCUCACUGAAUAUUCUGUUUCACUCAGAAAUGCGUCACAUUACGCAAGUAAAAUGGGUUGUGAACGCUGUUUCAUGUUGACUUUAAAAAUCCAAAUGAGACAUUUACAGUGUUGGGUAAGUUACUCAAAACUGUAAAUUACCAGUUAUUAAUUACUUUACUGAUUACUUCAGCGAAAAACUAAUCACAUUACUAAUUACUUUUCUUUUAAGCUACUUUCUAAAACACUUUUCACAGAAAAGUUCCUCUCAACGAGUUCAAAAUAAUGUCUAUAUUUUCUCACACACUCUUUAAUUGUUACAAAUGUAAACAGACGUAUAUAUGAAUAUAAUUCCUAUUUUACAGUACAUGUAUUAUACAUUAAUAUCAUUGUAGUAACAUGUGUAACACUAGUUAUGUACCUAAAAAUAAUGACCUUUAUUGAAAGUCAGUAACGAUAUCUGAUUACAAGAACUUAAAAUGUAAUGUGUUACUCACCUUUUGAUUAAAAGUAGUUAGAUUACAAUAACGAAUUACUUUGUAAUUAGAUCACACCCAACACUAGAUGUUGCACAAUUGUAAAAAAGAAAGUACUCAGUGAUUUUGUGUUUUAUUGAUUUGAUUCAUCUGUUUCUGUAAUAUUCAGAUGUACGAUAAGUGCACUUAAACUGAGGUAUUUUCAGAAAUAAACUUUAAAGACUUGUCAACAA